AUGGCUGCUGCGAGGCUCACCGGGCGACCUGGUUUUGUCACACGGGCAGUGGGGGCUGUCUGUGACUCACCGGGUUUCCUGCGAGUGAGUCGGUCUCAAGUUUCCCGUCGCGCGGCUGGUGCGACCGGUUUCUCGGCGCCCAACACUGUCCGCUUCUCAACCUCCACUCCCUUCUCCUGUGCCAACCACAAAAGCACCAGCGCACCGGCCACAAAUUCGAGUACCAAGAAUCAAACUGACACCGCUGCGGACUCCACAGAUCGGUAUGCCACAGGCUUGCGUCUGAACAAGGAAUGGGCAGCACAGACAGCCCGUGAUCACCCGGAACUCUUCCCUACCCUCGCCAACGGGCAAAAGCCACAAAUUCUGUGGAUCGGAUGUUCCGAUUCGCGUUGCCCGGAGACCACCUUUUUGGGACUUCACCCCGGUGAUGUCUUUGUCCACCGCAACAUCGCCAACGUCAUGCACCCGGGUGACCUCAGCUCCUCCGCCGUUAUUGAAUACGCCGUGCAAUAUCUCCGCGUGAGCCACGUCGUGGUGUGUGGCCACACCGCUUGCGGUGGUGUUGCUGCUGCCAUGGGUAACAAGAACCUGGGAAUUUUGGACCCUUGGCUGUUGCCUCUGCGCCAGCUGCGUGAGCGCAACCUUGAGCUUCUGUCAAGCAUGACUACCGACGAGGCUGCCAUGAAGUUGGCCGAGUUGAAUGUCCGUGAGGGUCUGAAUGUCGUUAAGCAGAAGGGUGUUGUCCUCAACGCCAUUCAGGAGCGUGGGCUCCAACUCCACGGCCUGAUUUACGACGUUGGAUCGGGAGUUCUCAGCGAGUUGGAUACCGAAGAUUCGGAGGAGGUUAUUCGGGCUCGUCUGACUGCAUUCCACACGGAAUAA
Molecule: messenger RNA, 885 nt
Organism: Penicillium soppii
Lineage: Eukaryota; Fungi; Ascomycota; Eurotiomycetes; Eurotiales; Aspergillaceae
Product: carbonic anhydrase
Exons: 1
Coding region: 1-885 (294 amino acids)
Biological process (GO): cellular response to oxidative stress; carbon utilization; cellular response to carbon dioxide
Cellular component (GO): cytoplasm
Molecular function (GO): carbonate dehydratase activity; zinc ion binding
Source: RefSeq, a predicted model, not a curated record